Messenger RNA from Trichoderma breve, 1155 nucleotides. Its product is annotated as delta-aminolevulinic acid dehydratase domain-containing protein. The record is from RefSeq and is a predicted model, not a curated record. Bases 1 to 1155 code for a protein of 384 amino acids. Gene Ontology annotation, molecular function: porphobilinogen synthase activity; zinc ion binding. Lineage: Eukaryota; Fungi; Ascomycota; Sordariomycetes; Hypocreales; Hypocreaceae. The transcript is spliced from 2 exons. Gene Ontology annotation, cellular component: cytosol. Gene Ontology annotation, biological process: heme biosynthetic process.
AUGUCCUUCUCCAGUCUCGUCCAGGAACUUAGCCUUCGCGAUGCCAACAGUGCUCGCCGGCCUGGUCCUGCGCCUUCAGUCUCAACAUUCGAUGACCGAGCAUCGCACGUUUCUCGCACCAUGUCUGGUUAUGCCAGCACCGCAGCCACCAGCGUGAGCAUCGCUGGCGACAUCGGCAGCCAGCUUCACGGCGGCUACUUUCAUCCUCUGGCUCGAUCCUGGCAGUCUGAGCGCCAGCUGACCAAGUCUAUGCUCAUCUACCCCAUCUUUGUUACCGACGGCGAGGAUGACAUGGUCGAAGUGGCCUCUCUUCCUGGCCAGUUCCAAGUCAGCAUCAGCAGACUGACUGGCUUCCUCGAGCCUCUCGUCCACAAGGGACUGCGAUCCGUCAUGCUCUUUGGUGUCCCCAUGAAGCCUGGCACCAAGGAUGCCCUUGGCAGUGCCGCUGAUGAUCCCGAGGGUCCAGUCAUCCAAGCUAUUCAGCUCAUCCGCCGCCGCUUCCCUCAACUCUUCAUCUGCGCCGAUGUCUGCCUCUGCGAGUAUACCUCUCACGGCCACUGUGGUAUCCUACGAGACGACAGCAGCCUGAACAACCAGAUGUCUGUCGACCGCAUCUCUGAUGUUGCCAUCGCUUACGCAAAGGCUGGAGCACACUGUGUCGCCCCCUCAGACAUGAACGAUGGCCGUAUUCGUGCUAUCAAGCUGAAGCUGAUCGAGGAGGGCAUUGCCCACAAGACGCUCCUCAUGUCAUACUCUGCCAAGUUCUCUGGUUGCUUGUACGGACCUUUCCGGGACGCAGCCGGCUCUGCCCCGUCAUUUGGCGACCGCAGGUGCUACCAGCUGCCCCCUGGAGGGCGUGGCCUUGCUCGCCGAGCCAUUAUCCGCGACAUGAACGAGGGUGCCGACAUCAUCAUGGUUAAGCCUGCUGGCCAGUACCUGGACAUUAUUAGUGACGCCAAGGACCUUGGCAAGGACCUGCCCAUCGCUGCUUACCAAGUCAGUGGCGAGUUCUCAAUGAUUCACGCUGCUGCCAAGGCCGGAGUGUUUGAUCUUAAGGCCAUGGCUUUUGAAUCUACAGAGAGCAUUCUUCGAGCUGGUGCCACCAUCGUCAUCAGCUACUUCACCCCCCAGUUCCUCGAUUGGCUCGACAACUAA